This is a messenger RNA of Pseudovirgaria hyperparasitica, 2262 nucleotides long. RefSeq lists its product as uncharacterized. The record is from RefSeq and is a predicted model, not a curated record. The transcript has a single exon. Lineage: Eukaryota; Fungi; Ascomycota; Dothideomycetes; Acrospermales; Acrospermaceae. Bases 1 to 2262 code for a protein of 753 amino acids.
AUGGACGACUUCGAGAUAGACCUAACUGGUGUCGGCACACCCAUGAUGCAAGACAAUGUCGAACUCGUUGAUGAGAUCUCAUAUGAUGCGGACCUUCCAGACGCUCAGGCCAGCGCGCAGUCUCCCCAGUCUGUAGCCAUGGAUCAUGAUGAUGCCGAAGAGAUGGCGGACGCCUUGCUGGAAGACGCUGAAUAUGACUUGGAACACAAUGAGCACAACUUAGAUCUUCAGGAUGUAGAAGUCGAUACUGAGUUUGUUCCUCAAACUGCAGAUGCUUCUUUGGUAGACGCUUAUCAGCAUGAACUUCAAUUUACCGGCAAUUUGGAAUAUGAGACUCCCCAAGACUUGGCUGGUUCUAUGGAAAACGCUUCCGUCCCUGAAAUCGCUAAUGCUUCCAUGAGUGUAUCGGGAUCUAUGGAUGCAGCACAAGUGACAUGGGUCACUGCCAAUGAUGAGACUGCCCAAUCUGCAGAUGCUUUGCCCGCUCCCGCCAAUAACCACCACCAUCCUGAUCCGGAGAUAUCGUAUGAUCCUGGCGACCCUGAUGACGGCAAUCUUGUAGAUCCAUCAACGCGUCAAAGUCUUCCGCGACCUGACGCCGAGGCCGAAUCUACUUCGCAGACUAACACACAUCAAGAUCUUCACUCCGAAGGCGAUAGCAGCUCCAAGCUCGAGAAUAAGCCAGAGACUUCUAAUGAGGGAGCCACUACCGAUAGCUACUCCAAAUCGCAUGAACGCAUUUUAGACAACUGCGAAAGCCAUGAAGGCCAUCGUGACGAAGAUAUUCCCAACGUAGAUUCUGUCACGCAAGUUGUGGAUGGCAAUUCGAAUGACACUAGUUCGUUAAAUACUGCUCCUGAACCGAAACAAGUCGAGUCACUCCAUCCAAUUCUUGCAGAUUGGGACGAUGAGAGAGAUUGGUUGUUUCAGCCAAAUGCAUCAGAAGAGCAUCAAGGCUUCUACCUUGAGCAAUCAGCCUUAGCUCACGAAAGCUUUCCUAUAUUGUUUGCAGAGUUACGGAACGCACUCGGUGGCGAUCUCGGAAACACUGAAGAGCUCGAGAUCGAUAUCCCUGUGUUCAACACUAUCGUGCGUGAGGAUGCUUGUAAGGAUGCGUGUACCCUCGCAGACUUCGUGAACAUGUACGUGCAAUUGCACGAACUCGAUGGCAAUUCAACACCAGGACCGUUCGAAGUAGUUCUACGUCGACGCACAAGAUUUGCCACUAGAUUGGCACAAAUUCGAGAAGCCAUAUCUUCCAAACAAGGUUUGUCGCAAUUAAAGUUCCUAAGAGACUCGACUACGGUCGAUAGCAGUGAAUACUUGGAGGAAGAUGACGAUCAAAAAAGUGACGUUAGCAGUUCCGAAGGCGAAGAAUUGUACAAUGCCACAGAGGCAAAAGCGUCUAUGAAAAAACCGGAACUACAUAGUGAUGAUGUCGACCAUGCAGGAGAAGAAGAAGAACAAGAAGAACAAGAAGAGGAUGGAACUGCACUCAUUGACGAAGCUGAUGCGGCAAAGAGCGUUUUGAUCACUGAGCUAGUGGACGCAAACGAAGUGACUGGAGACAGCUUGACUGAACAGUAUGAAGAACAUUCCGAGCAUGAUACAGAAAAUGUUCUACCUGGAGAGCACGAUGAGGUUCACUGGCAAGACGACGGGCUCGAUGAAACUGAGAACAACAACACGGCUUCUGAAACCGCACCUCCGGAACUCGAUGAGGUAACACUAGAAGCAGACUCAGAGAACCAUUCCAGGAAGCCUUCUACGCCCAAUAAUGUAUUGUUGACAGAUCCACACGCAGAGGGGGAUAGCUACUCUGAGCAAUACUUGGAAACGUCACAUACCAAGGAGAUUCAGCACGAAGAUCACGGUGACUUGAUAAACUUCGGUAAUGAGAACGAGGUAUGCGAAAAUACCAGCGCUACGACCGAGGAACAUUCCGGAGCAGUGGAACGCAUUGUGACACCUCUCAAUGAUUCUGUGCCGGCUGAACUCGAGUCUAAAAAUGAGUCAACCACUGCACAAUUGUUGGCUGAAGAUGAUUUGAUUGAUUAUGACGACGAAGAAGACGAGCAAGCAGCAGCUCAAGCUGAUUCGCCGUCAGCAACAUCAACACCGACAGUCCAAGGGGAUGAACCAAGCAUUCAGAUCCAGACACCCGAAAAAGAGACCUCUUCGCCACCAUAUAAGCGCAGUCGCGAAUCUGACGAAGACAACUUGCGGGGCGAUCCCGAUAUCAAGAAGCACAAAUCUGGAUGA